Messenger RNA from Bombyx mandarina (wild silkworm), 5765 nucleotides. RefSeq names its product Phosphorylated CTD-interacting factor 1 (gene Pcif1). Gene Ontology annotation, cellular component: nucleus. Gene Ontology annotation, molecular function: RNA polymerase II C-terminal domain binding; mRNA (2'-O-methyladenosine-N6-)-methyltransferase activity. Lineage: Eukaryota; Metazoa; Arthropoda; Insecta; Lepidoptera; Bombycidae. The record is from RefSeq and is a predicted model, not a curated record.
GCUUGGGGGGCUAUGCUAAUUUUUUGUGAAACGUUCGUAACAGUGUUUGUUUUGUUUUCAUAGAAAUGUUUCCCUGCUAUAUUUUUACUAUGUGUUAUAAUGGUGCUAUUUACCAUGCAUUAUCAUAUAUUUUUUGAAGGAUUUUUAUACAUCAUAGUUUUAAACAAUGACAGUAAUUUAAAGAUGCUUAUAAAAAAGUCAAGCUUACUAGAAACUAAUUUGUAAAUUUCUCAACACUAAGUACAACUAAUAAAUUAAACGAGUAAUUUGUUUUAUUACCAAUAUGAACGAUGUUCGCGAAAAAGUCGUUCCUGGAUCUUCUACAUGGGAGAGUGGGGCCUCUCCAACUGAUAGCUGUGCAGAGAACCAAACAGCAUUGGGACCUGGUGGUGAGACACCCCAGACUCCUGGAGCUCCGGCACCACUUGCGCCCCAUCUAGCUGCUGACCUACAUCCAGAUCUUAUUCAACAAGGUUGGCGUAAAUACUGGUCGAAAAGAGAAAACAGGCCAUAUUUUUGGAACAAAUUAUCGGGUGAAUCUAUGUGGGAGCUUCCGGCUGUAAAGAGAGAUUUUGAUCCAAUAACAGAUCCUUUAGGUAUUUGUCACACAGGACCUUCUAAUCCUGGAAAUAUGACACCAGGACCAAAUAAACGGAGACCGUCAGAAGAUAGUGGUCCUCCUCCAAAGAAAUUUGUACUAGCUGGACCUUGGGAUAUAGAAGUACCUACAAAUGUAGUUAUAUAUGAAAGACCACCAACCAUAUGUCCUCAUCCUAAUCCAGAUAUAGAAGGGUUUAGAUUCACUCUUGCUAAUAAAUUAAGACAAUGCUAUCAAGAAUUAUGUCACACAAGAGAGGGUAUAGAUGCCCCUAAAGAUUCAUUUAACAGAUGGUUAAUGGAAAGAAAAGUAAAUGACCAGGGAGGGUCAGAUCCACUGUUACCAAGUCAUUGCUUUCCAGAGAUUUCUUAUACUAUGUAUGAGGAAAUCAUGAAUGACAUUCCUAUUAAGUUGACUAAUCCUAAAUUCACUGGAGAUGCCAGAAAACAAUUGUCAAAAUAUGCUGAAGCUGCUAAAAAAAUGAUAGAAUCAAGAAAUGCAUCACCAGAAAGUCGCAAAGUUGUCAAAUGGAAUGCAGAAGACACAUUUCAGUGGCUACGACGAACUGUUGGAGCAACUUACGAUGAUUUUCAAGACAGACUAGCACAUCUUAGGAGACAAUGUCAGCCACAUUUAGCAGAGACUGUAAAAGCAUCUGUGGAAGGAAUAUGUUUGAAGAUUUAUCAUCUAUCAGCUGAAUAUGCAAGAAAAAUACGAGAAAAACACAGUGCACUACUAAAAGAAAAUGGCAUACAGGAGUUACCAGCACCAUUGCAACAGGCAGCACUUCGCAAGGUGUGGUGCUAUCCAGUACAGUUUGCUCUGCCUGCACCUCGCGCACCUCUGUUAGAACAUUUUGUUGAUCGUGACACAACUGUUCUGCGUUAUCUCGGGGAGACUCAAAUUCUAAACUCAGCAUACCUUCAAAAAUUGGAAUGUCUUUACCGGUACAGCUGUUUCGACGACAAGAAAUUCGAACAGUUUUUGAGUCGCGUGUGGUGCCUGCUGAGACGGUACGCGGCGUGGGUGGGGGCCGGCUCUGAGGCGCACAUCACGCAGAUGGCGCUGCCUGUCUCCGUGCUCGAGUGCCUGCACAGGACGUUUGGUGUCACAUUCGAAUGUUUCGCGAGUCCGCUCGACUGCUACUUCAGACAGUAUUGCUCUGCUUUCGCCGACACUGACUCAUAUUUCGGAUCUCGCGGGCCUUUUUUGGAACUCCGUCCGGUGUCCGGGUCUAUGGUGGCGCACCCGCCGUACUGCGAGGAGCUGUUGGAGGCGGCGCUGCGGCACAUGGAACGCUUGCUGCAGGACUCGGCCGAGCCGCUGAGCUUCGUCGUGGUGCUGCCGGAGUGGCCCGAUCGACCUACACACGCUCUGCACAAAUUACAAGCUAGCCAUUUUAAGAGGAAACAGGUGGUGAUACCGGCAUUCGAACACGAAUAUCGCCAUGGAUUCCAGCAUGUACUUCCAAAUAGAUCGUUUGGUGUCAGGAACGAGGUGUACUUCAGAUGGGGCGGCGGCACGGUGGUAGUGUGGCUGCAGAACGCGGCGGGGUUCGCCCGGUGGGGGCCCACGGACGAGCGCGUGGAGUCGUUGUUGGACGCGUGGCGGCCGCGACACAAGCUGCGGGACGCGCCGCUGCCCGCCCCCGACCCCGCGCCCGCCCCGCACUCGCCCGCACCCCCGCCGCGGACCUAAUCCGCGCUCCGCAUUCCGCUCCUGUCCAAUUGCUCGGCCGAGCGUUCGCUGCGCGCGCACGCUUCGAUCCACAGAAAUGAAAACAAAAACUUAUCAAACGAUUACCUCGCUCUAUGGGUAUGUACUACUUUCGAUAAGUAAUUUGAUAACAUUUUUGCAAGAGUGAUGUGUGCGCGCGCAGCGAACGCUCGGAUGACCACCUGGAUAUAUUUAGCAGAAUCACAUGGCUCAUUCAUUCUUUACGUAUCGUUUUUUUUUCUUUUUUCGGUUCGUUUUGAGAUCCCUGUUGUAUAGAUGAUAAAGAUUUAUUAUGUUUUGAUUGUUUAUUAUAUUUUGUAAAAAUCUACUUUUACUUUUUACAUAAAGCUUGUGUUUUAUUGAUCGAAAUCCGAAAGGAUCUAGAUCACCCAAACAAAUCUUGCUAUGAAACUUCCUCCCCGACUUUCUCCUGAUCUGUUUGUUUUUAUUAGUUAUAAUUUUGUACGAUUUUGUUUAAAAUCAAUUUAGUAAAUUUAUAGAACCAAUUAUUACUAAAUUUUAUAGGAUUAUAGGAAUUAUAUUUGGUAGGAAUAAAAAUAUGAAAAAAUAAAUGUUAGGUUAAGAAAAAUCAGAAACUAGUAAAAAAGUAAAAACGUUGUUUAAGAAUAUGUAAACAAAGACGAGUAGUCUAAUUUUUUUUUAAGAUUAUUGUCUGGUAUACUGUACAUAGAUCUGGUUAAAUUGAUGCAAUGCCACUAAAACUAGAUUAAUGGAUCACAUCUUUAAUAAAUAAAUAAAAAAAUUACGGAACGACACUAACAAUGGUUAACAUUAUUUGUUGAUUAACAUCAGUAAACUUCUGUUUCUUAUAAAAUUAUAUGCAAAAUAUUUUACUAAAGAACCUGUGCCAUUAUAACAUCUAUCGACGUCCAACAUAGUCGAGGUCAACUACACCAGUUGAGCGGCCAUUUGUCUUUUUUGAUAGGUUUCCAAAAUGUAUUUGUGAAGUUGUCUGCGUUGAUAAGUGAUCAACUAUCUAGUGUAGAAUCAUAAAGUAUUCCGAAAAUAUUUUAACUAUACAUUCUUAAACUCCCGUUUAAGCUACGUUUAAAUUACUGUUUAAGAAUGCAUAAACGGAGAAAAUAAAACGUCUUUUAUUUUAUAGUGUUAGUUAUUUUUAUUAUUUUUGUUUUUAUUUUUUCAUUAAUUCUAGAUAACUAAACAGCUGGUUGUCUGGUUAAUGUAUAGUUAGUUCUAUUACGAUUUGUAUGGCGAAAUUAUUAAGGUCGUUGGAUAUAUUUUUUUCUAACUUACUAUGUGACGAUUUCAUAAAUGUAUAGAUCGAAUAGACGUUCUAUGGAUUUGACUCAUAUCACAAAAAAUAUAUGGGUCUUUACCUAUGAAAUUGCCGUUUUACAGUACUGGUUGGUCAUUUGAAAUGUAAUUGAUGCAUAGCUGGCAAAUGAAUAUUGACCUAAAAUGAAUUUUAAUUAAAAAAUAUGGAAUUAUAUUUUCAAAUUUACUCAUGUUUAUUAAUUAGCGUUCUGUUUUCACUACAUUCGUAUCUUUUUAAUAAAUAUCGAUAGGAUAAAGAUACGAGUAAAUAUGGAAUAAGAGUUCCGUGACGGUAACAAUGCCGUACAAAUGGCUCAUAACAUUAAUGAAGUGUACGGAGUGAAUCCUGCAAAUGUACGCACGACUCGUUAAUGAUUUGAACGAUUCGGGCAUGGAAAUUUUGAUCUUAAAAUUUAACUCCCGUGAUCGCUCGAAAAUUAACGACAACACGACGAACUAAAAAUUAUAGUGGAGGUGACGAUCAAUCUACUGCUGAGCUAAUACUGCUGCUUUUACUUAACAUCAAAACAAUAUUUAUUUGUCAAUUUCCGUCAAAUUGGAAAGGUAAAAAACUUGAUAAUUUGAAAUAAACGGUCACCAGUGCGACGAACGCUUUAAGGUAGGUAUGCCUGCCUUGCAUAACAGAUAUAGAAACGAAGGGAUUUUGAACCGCAUUGUCGUUUGCGAUGAAAAAUGGUUUCCUUUUGAUGAUCAUAAGGGGUCAUUAUGUUGGUUAGAGCUGGUUCAACAGAUAGUUCCAAACGCAAAAUGUAUCCCAGUCAGUCAGUGUAAUUCAUUACAGCGUGUUACGAAAUGGCAUCAGCAUUACUACCGUUGUGUACUGUGAGGAACUGGACACAAUGAUCGAGAAGCUCGUAAAAAAACGUUACUGUUUUUUUUAUUUUUUUUUAUUGACCUUCUAGACAGACGAGCAUGGCACGGCCCACCUGAUAGUGAGUGGUUACCGUUCGUGGACUCCAGGAAUGCCAGGGGCAGAGCCAAGCCGCUGCCCACUGUUUGGUAGUGAAGCUCGUGAAUCUCCAGCCAGCUUUUGUUAAUGUCCCCGCUGCUCCUACAAGACAACGCUCAAUCUAAUACGACACAACAAAGGGUCUCUGAACUUCAAGAACUAGGGUUGAGAGUUUUGCAUCAUUCACCAUACUCACCAGACCUUGUACCGACAGACUUCUACAAUCUCCAAACUUUGGACAAAUUGACAGAAAAAAAUUAAUAUCUACCCGAGAGGCAGCACAAAAUUAUAUUAGAGUUUGUUGGCUUCCGUACACCAGACUUCUUCAAGAAGGGCAUUUAAAAAUUACCAUUGUGUCGGCACAGAUACAUUAAUAAACUAGGCGCACAUUGAAUUGAAAGACAUAAAAAAUGACAAACUUUCUGUAUACUAAACGGCAAUUUUGUAGGUAAAAACCUAAUAAAAUAAAUGUUCGAAAAGACUGAAUUUUGUUGGAGAUGAGAAAUUUGAAAAUAGGAAAAACCGAAAAUUUUUAUAUAAUUUUUAAUAAUUAUUUUAGUGUUACAGAUAUGUCCAAAAUAUGCUAAGAAUUAACUAAUUAUAUUAAAAAAGAAAUAUUAGAACCGUUUUAAGCUCAUAGAACAUGAAAUUUCACUGAAUUAGUAAUUUACAAACUGUCGAGCUAUGAAAAUUUGCAAAUUAUAAUAUAUUUUUUUGUAUUUUAAGGUUCGACAUCAGUUAUUUAAUUUCAACAUUUUUAUCGAAUUAACAAAGAUAUUAAUGUAUGUAACAUCCGAAAUAUUCAAUUAUGGAUAGAGAAUACUAGAUAAAACGCAACAAAAAUGUGAAAAAUGUAAUAACCAGUUACUUGCAAAACGUUUUCUUUAAAGAACUAGAGACGACAGACGCGGCUAUCAUAUGCUUCUACUGCGUACAUACACUAUCGACUGUGUGUUUUAACUUAGCAAAAAUAGUAAAAAUUAAUAUCUACAAAACAUUUUAGAGAAAGUAUUAAUUAAAAAAAGUAAAUAUGUAUAAAUCUUUUAGUUUACAUUAAAUUCUAUUAUGGGUAGCUGUAAUGUUUAUAUCAAUAAUUAUUUAAUAUAUUUCUUUUAAAUCAAAACAUGUCUUAGUAUUAUUAUAUAAAAUAAUGAAUGCUGGUCAUUUUAAGAUAUUUAAAUUAUA